ACACUAAGGCCCGGUUUUACAAAUGUCCGGUUCAACACGAGUUCAACUGAACUUGAGUUCAACUGAACUGAGGUUCAAUUCAUGCGUCCGUUUUACAAACACCGCUAUCGUCCGGUUCAGCUGAACCACAAAUUUCCUUAGGUUGGUAGCGCGCACCCGAGAAUCUGACAGUUGAGACCACGUUGGGUCUGUUUUGUUGUCAUUAUUUGUGUACGCCGAUUCGAAGUUGUUUACAUUAUUAUAAAUUAUUUGUGGUAAAUUCUGCAAAGUAAUUAGUUUUCUGCGUUUGUGGGAUGAGUAAUACACGUGCUCCGAAUUUUACAAAAUCCGAAGAAAACCUGCUCCUAUCUUUAGUGAGCAAGUAUAAAAAUAUUCUGGAGUGUAAAUUGUCCAACACUGAUGCAAAUCAAAAAAAAAAUCAGUGUUGGAAGAAAAUUGAAGUAGAGUUCAAUUUUUUAUCUGGCCAGACCUUCCGGGACCACAAAGUUUUGAAAAAAAAGUACGAUAACAUUAAGAAGAGGACAACGAAAAAAUUUGCUGACGAGAAAGCCUAUGUCGGUGGUACUGGGGGAGGGUCACAACAAAGUAUUGAGGUCACCGAUGUUGAUGUGGCUGUAAAAGAAAUUCUCGGGGCCAGACUAAUGGGGGAUAGCAGCGAAUUUGAUGGCGAUUCCGAAACAACCUCAUUCCAAAGUAACGGCGGGAUAAAUGUUGGUUGUCUCAUCACCACGCCUGCCCAUUUGGAAGAACAAUGUACAUCAAUGUAUAAUCUCUCUGAUGACGAAAAUGAUGAUUGUUUUAUGCCAAAAGAUCAAACCGGAGCAAUGUCGAGAGAAGUGCCUGUUAUGGAUAAAAUAAGUUGUCCCAAUAAAGAAAGUGAAAAUGGUCAAACUGGGAAUUGGGCUAAAUACACCCCCAAAAUGUUGAAGCAAAAAAAAUCUUCAGCACUCACUCCAUAUCAUAGAGGUAAAGGAAACCAGACAAGUGAUAAGUUAGAGCAAUGGGCCACUGCCAAAGAACUUGUCGAACUAAGUUGAAAGGAAUACAUCCAAAAGGAGCAAGAGUUUAAAUUAAAAGCCAUGAAAGAGAAACAUGAAUUAGAAAUGCAAAUUAUGAGAGACAAAACUGCAGUUGAAUUAGAAGUAAUCAAGAAAGAACACCAAAUGAAGAUUGAAAUAUUAAUUGCCCAAAAAUUUAAUAUUGUAAAUAAUAAAACUUAAAUAAAUAAUUACAUUACA
Molecule: messenger RNA, 1238 nt
Organism: Zophobas morio
Lineage: Eukaryota; Metazoa; Arthropoda; Insecta; Coleoptera; Tenebrionidae
Exons: 6
Coding region: 294-1037 (247 amino acids)
Source: RefSeq, a predicted model, not a curated record